GGCAAUUGACGCGAAAAUCGAGGAAUCUGCAAUACUGUAGUGUUAUUAUUUUUUAUUUAUUAUGAAUGUGAUAACAGUGAAGAAAAUUUGACAUAGAUGGGCUUAUAAACGGAGGGGCUUAUAUCCGAGAGUCUUAUAACCGGAAUAAAAAACCGUUUCGAAAUGAGCUAAAGCUGCACUUGUUGAUCGAAAUAGGUUUUUUACUUACUGGUGAUUAAGCUUUAAAUCAUCAUAAUAAGACAAAUUUGUAACAAGGAAAGCUAGAGGGGGGAAUUAUAUCCGGGGGGCUUAUAAGCGGGUGUAUUGUUUGGUUUACAGGAAUAUGGACCUUUAACCGGAGGGGCCUAUAACCGAAGGGGCUUAAAAGCGGCAGUUUCGGUAGUAUGUUACGCUUAGGUGAUAAUUAACAAUUACUCCACGAGCGCGCGUUGGAUAUGAGAUGGUAAAUAGCCAACGAGGCCUGUUGGGCCGAGUUGGCCAUAACCAGUCUCGUAUCCAACAAGCGCGAAUGGAAUAAUUGUUUUAUUAAAUUCGGUGCGCUUGUAUACUUGGAAAAUAUAGCUUCAUUUUAUUGGAUUUAAUUUUACAAAGCGACCGGUAAAAAUGCGGUUGAUGCGGUAAAAACAACAGCAAGUAGGAAUGACAUGACAUGAGCGCCGUUUGUAAAUUUAAUUUAAUGAAAAAUAUGAAAGCAAAGCAAGCGAGUCUGCUGAACGAAAAUUACAAUCAAGUAGAAUUCAAGGAACGUCUAUCAAAUGAAGGAGAUAAAACCUUGGUCAGCGGAGAGUUUGAAAAGCUUUCAUGUUCGAGUCAUCGAGAAGAGUAAUAAUUGUGCACUUGCACAUUGCAGCUGUAAAAUAUUGCGGAAAACGUUGAUCGCAAUGUGACGCAGACGCUGUUCCAAAAGUAUUCUUGACAAGAACUCUUUCAGCGUUCCCUUGCUUUAAAAGCCGUGGCAUUUCGAGCUGGAUGUGUGGAACUAAUAAUUGGCCAGAUUCAGAGUCAGGGACAGAAACUGUCUCUACGUCGGAUUCAUCUUUAGAAUCUCCGAGGCCACCCUGAUUGUUUUUCGUGGCUGGUAAAGAACCGGGCAGACUUCGGUUAAGCUCAAAACACUCAACGUCUUGAGGGGUUUUUCGCAAGGACAAAAUUGUUGGCGCUACCUAGCGCUGAUUCUCUCAUCCUCGUCUGCCAAUAAAGAGACCGAGGUAAAACUAGGUCUUCCUCUGUAUCUGUGCGGGAUUUUUGCUCUCGGCCGGUCCGAGCUCGCUAAUGUCGAAUAGCGGGAGUUGGUUCGUUUCGAGAUGUUCACUAAUAGCAUAUCUUUUUGGCUUUUUAAACAAGACAUCAGUCCAAGGGUCGUCGAGCAGGACGAAACCGACAUCACCCGCAUCACACGCGUCACAUUAGUGAUCAUAGAAAACACAUUGCUGGUUAGCUAUCGGCGAUUUUUACUUGAUUAACAUGCCAGCCUAAAGCAAUCGGGCAUUUUACGCUCACAUCAUUAUUAAGAGUAUUUUUUCCUUUAGAGAAUCAACCAUCUACGAUAUUAAAAAUUGGGUUAAAAAGGAUUAACUACAUCGGCUUCUUGUUUUGACGAAAAGAUUUAAGCGAGUACUGGAGAUAAUGAUGAUCCCAUCCGUCUAAUCUAUUUGCUUGAAUAAACGGUCGGUAUAAACAGAAUCGAAUUAUCUUGGUACCGUUGUUGAGGAGGUAUUCGUUUUCAAAGUCUCAUAGUUGUCGUCUGUUAACAAGUCUGCAGUUUUCGUGUUUUCCUUUUGGCCUUCGAAAGUCGAAUUACUGAUUCAGUUCUGUUUGAGCUUCUGGAAGAAACUUCGCAGUCCUAACAUAGAGAGCACUGCAAAAAAUCAGAUGAUGUGAAACGCAUUGUCGACUCUCGGUGACGAUGACACCUGUUAGCAUUAACUACCCUGAAAGGUGCCAUUACUGUUUCCGAGAUUUCAUUCAUGUUUCAAGAAACCUGUUAGAGAAUUAAUCAUCUACAUGUGAAAUGCGCCAACAAAUGUGGAUGUUUUUAGUUCAUGUACUUCUAUCCAACGCAGCGUUCGCUGGCAUCCCGUUAUGGCUCGACAAAGAUCCUUUUAACAUUUGGCAGCACAGACUAGUUUAUCGUAAUCUUGAGCAACUGAGUGUCACUGAGGAGACUAUUGACAGGGCCAGUUAUAAUUAUGGCCAAAACACAUUUCGCGUCUGGAAGGUUUUUCAUAAAGUGCUGAGAGGAGAGAAUAUCGGAAUGAUUGUCAUUGGAGGAUCGAACUCGGCUGGAGGAGGAAUCUCAGAUCAUAGACAACUUUAUCACCAGCUCUUCCUUCAUUGGUGGAAUAAUCUGAUUUUACCGCACACUGGUUCCAAACUUACCAUUAAAAAUUUGUCACUGGGGGGAACUGGAAGUGACUUCUUCAGCCUAUGUUUACAAAACUAUCUAACAAAGACUAAAGAACCCGACAUAGUGCUAAUCGAACUGUCAGUCAAUGAUUACGGGUACCUCUGCGGUGAGGCCGCUCAACCGAUGGAACAAUUAACCCGACGAGUAAUGUCGUUCUCGUCAGAGCCAUUAGUUGUGUAUGUAACGUUGGUCGACUUGAUCGAAAAAGUGAAGUGGUGGAAGAGUAUUUUAAAUCCAAGAUGCUACAAUCUUGAAGAUAUUGGACAGCACGAGAUUGCCAGAUACUAUAACAUAACUGUGUUGAGCUGGCGAGAUGUUGUUUGUCCAAUGGAUACGAUAAAAUCAAAGCGGCGCAUCGAGAUCAAGCCAAGCAUGAUAAACGCGGAUCAUAUUCAUAUUGGUGUCAAGAGUCAUGCACAAAUUGCAUUGAUGUUAACUCGUUAUUUCCAGAAAGAGCUGAAACGAAUGAUCUGUCAUCCAUGGAAGACUGUAAUAAAGACAGCUGAGUCCAUAGACAAAAUACCGCCUCUAUUUGUUCAAUUUUCAAUUUCAAAGUCGCUUUGCUGGUCACUCAUAUCGGCGAACUGGAGAAUGCCAGACGAAAGACAAUCACUCGAAGUCAAGAUCCUGAUACGAAAGGGUUUUCAUGAAAUUACUCCUCAGAGCAGGUGUGCAAAGAUGACCCGAACUGACACAGACAGAAGUGAUUCGUUUGGUGGUUGGCAAUCAAGGAAAGGAGGAAGCUUCAUUGAAUUUUCAUUCACCGCCCCUAAAAUGGCGAGAAAAACAAAUAAGUGGUCAAUUGGUUUAGUGCUUCGUCAUCUUCAAAAUGGAAAGAUCAAAAUUUCGCUUGAUGAAAACGAAAGCACCGCUUUUACCAUAACGGGAAAGAACUAUGGGACAGUCCUCUUACAGACGCGUAUUUACUUUCUAAGGACGAGGAUAACAUCCGGAAAAUACAAAAUGAAAAUAGAAACUGAGGGUAGGAAAGGUUUUGACGUACUUUUAAGUGGAAUGGUAUUAGGUCCUGCAGGUAUGAGGAAUAUAAAAGGAUAUAAGCCAGCUAACGCGUUACAGAAGGUUUGGUCACGUGAAAAUUACAAAGCGCUGGUUCUUCAUUGAAAAUAAUCAGCCUAGGUAUGGACUGACACAGUUCAUACUUGUCAUCAGAGUAUACUUCUGACAUUCACUCAAGCAUUUACACACUUCAAUGCAUAUAAGUAUGUAUAGUUGUUUCUUGCCGACUAUAGGCUGAAAAUAUUCUAGUCUACAUGCUUAGGUUACAGAGUAUCGGUUGUGACCAGGAAUUGAACAAUCAAAAAGAAUUAUCCUAAUUAUAAAUUUGCGUUUUAAAUUAAACAAAAUUGAAAAUUUGCGUUUUGAAUAGUAGGGAAUUUCUUUAUCAGAUGUAUAACUUUCUUCCGUUUAUCUUCGAUCCAGCGAUGUAAAAAAAUGGCUCAAAAAUAAAACAAGCACAUCGUCCGAGUGAUUUUGAGAAAGCAAGGGUUUCAUGUUACAUACCUUUGAGAGCAAAACAAAAGUAUCAAGUUGCAAACGUUUGCGAGAAAAGUAACAGGGUCGUACUGGAGGGAUUUUUGGCACGGUUCACGAACAGAAAAAUAGCAAAUCACGGAUUUCAAAAUUUCAAAUCACGAAUAUAAGCAAGAGGUACUCUUUUUGAUAACCUGCUCUUACGCAAGAAAGGGUGUUGAAGAAAGCAAAAUCAUGAAUACCCUGUACGACCAUCAUCAAGGAAAGCUCUGUGUUACUUGGUGGUUUCUGAUGCCUUCCGAGGUUUGAUGUUUUCAGCCUUAAGGCCCGGUUCAAACGUCGCGCUAUCGUCGUGUCGAAACCGAUUUUAUAAAGUUCGAAUUCAGCGCGAUUGCAGCGCGACAGUUGAUUCAAACGUCAUACUUAAUAGCCGCUUACUCGACCCAAGUCGUCUCUACGAGAACAUUGCAUUAAUUCCCGAAUACAGCCUUCUUUCCCACCUUUCGCGAAGAGUUAGAAUUUGAUUUUGCUGUCGAUACGCUUGAACAUUCCGAUAAAUCCAACUUUGGACUGAUUUCGAGUUGCUCAGAUGAUAGGCCUUAAUCUUUGUGCUCUGAAUCCAAGCUUUCGUCGACAUUCACAUCGACAUCCCCACAAGCAUAGGUACCUCUCCAAGCCGCUAUUUUUCCAUUCUCGUCCCCAGAGCCUCCGCUUCUUUUGAUCACGUGGUCGGCGAAACGGAGGGCUCUGGUGGCAGCAAUUACCGGAUGUCUGUAAAUCAUGGUAAUCCGGUAACGCAUGUGUAAUUUUGGCCCGCAUAUCUGCUCAUGCUCAGAAACUAAUCCUGAGGGAGCGGAGAGAGGAAUAGAGUGUGUUCUUCGGUGUAAACAGGUCGGACCUCGAAGAAAGAAGCGUUGACAUAAGGUAAUUUAGAGUUAAAAAAAGAAUAGAAAGCCGCCUUGAAUGCUGUCGCCGCUUCAAACACGAUUGCAAGCUUGUCUAAUAUUUUACUAAUGGGUUUCGUUGUGCAUUUUGUGGUGAACCGUCUAGAAAAAGUCAGGGAUCGAUAGCUGUGUUCUGGUUUCUUAAUUCUCUUCAUAUUCGAUAAAAAGGAGAAGUUCAAAGAGCGAGGUGCAGUUGUUAGAGCUUUCAAGCAAAGUUAUCAGGAUACUACAUGUAUCACGUCUGUCGAUGGCAUGGUAAAAUUUGUUUAUGGACACACGAAAGCGUUUAUGGAAAUCAGCCGUGGAUAUUGCAUCACUGACCAGAGGAUUUAAAUAUAAGCCGUGCUGAUAGAUGAAGGGAAAAUUUCCUAGUGGUAAGAACUAUUUACUUCCUGGUUAUUUACAUAGGUUUGUAAGGAGCAGCAGAGUAGAAAUCUGUUGAACUCAGGAAAGUUUUGUUGUAUUGGAGUUUUGCUCAUCUUUCCUUGAAAGGAAUGCAAUAAAGGUGCUCAGUUUCAUAAGAUCUUUCGUGUCCUCCAUUUUCGAAUUUUUCAAGUAACCCCAUUCUGUUCUUUUCUUUUUACAAAAAAGGUUCUUACACAAUCAAGAGAUCAUGUUGUCAAGUUAAACCAAUCAAUCAACUUUCAUUGUGCACAAUUUUUACGGAAUUAAUUUACAUCAGUAUUAUAAUAAAAUAAAUUUGAGAAGA
Orbicella faveolata is the source of this 5551-nucleotide messenger RNA. RefSeq lists its product as uncharacterized. Lineage: Eukaryota; Metazoa; Cnidaria; Anthozoa; Scleractinia; Merulinidae. The record is from RefSeq and is a predicted model, not a curated record.